Anopheles merus is the source of this 5895-nucleotide messenger RNA. RefSeq names its product protein alan shepard (gene shep). NCBI's taxonomy places the organism in Eukaryota, Metazoa, Arthropoda, Insecta, Diptera, Culicidae. The transcript is spliced from 11 exons. Gene Ontology annotation, molecular function: mRNA 3'-UTR binding; poly(U) RNA binding; poly(A) binding. The record is from RefSeq and is a predicted model, not a curated record. Gene Ontology annotation, cellular component: nucleus; ribonucleoprotein complex; cytosol. Bases 828 to 2324 code for a protein of 498 amino acids.
CACACGUCCACACUUGCCCUUGGUACAGUCCGACGUGAACGUUCGCCAAAAACGCAUCGACGACCGAAGACGACGUUUGUGGUUCUUCUGCACCAAGUCUGUGGUUCUACUCGCCUAAACCCUCCUCCCCCGCUCUCGGUCGGUAUUCACGCAGCAAAAAAUUUGGUAAAGCAAAAGCUCCACCGGAAGUUAGUGUGUAUUUGUGAGUGUGUUUGUGCGCCGUUUCGUGUGUGAAGCAAAGCCCCUUCUCCCUCGGAAUCACACUUCCGUUUGCCGGUUACCGUGUACACGUUUUGCAGUGUAUCCACCUCCGUCUGUGUGUGUGUGUGUGUGUGUGUAUUUGUGUGCAGUUAUUGAAAGUGGUAUUGGUGAGCGAGCGAGCAAGCGCAAGCAUAUAUGUGUGGGAAAUAGAAAAUCCACCGAGCCAACAUCCAUUCCUUCGCUCGAUGCAACAUUGUUAGAAGAAGCAGCGGUUGUUAAGCAGAACGAAGUGUGAACGAAGAGAGAAAGAAAGAGAGAGAGCAGCAUAGAGAAAAGCAGCGUUCCCGAAGCUUUCUCUGCUAGUGGUUUAGUGCGUUUCAGUGUGUGUGUUUGUGUGUUUUUGCUGCAGCUCCAACAAGAUAGUACAGGGCCAUUUGCAGGUCGCAAAAAAGCCGGUCCCUGAGCUAUACCCCGCCGGUGUGUGUCCGAGCUCCACGUGCCGUGUGUCAGACAACGCCGGAAAGAUACUUCUGUUAAGAGGAAGUACUACAGCCGCGCCUCGUAGCGCCUACCCUGGAGCACCACCGCCUGCACCGGCCACGCUAAAGGGUGCCCAGCGACCCGCUAUGACUAGUCCGGCCAGCGGCAUUCCCGGUGCACCGUACAGAGGCACUGCCUGGACGCAGGGUUACGCCCCGACACAACCAACCUACCGAUACACUGCACCGCAGACCUAUGCAUAUACACCACACACGACAACCCAGGUAAGCCUCGCCAGUCACGAUUCAGCACGCUUUGCCCCGUCUGCCUGCCUGCCUACCAGCAGCAGCUACAAUCGGUACGGACAGCGUGUGCCGACAGCAGCGUCGCCCAGCAACACGAACUCGAGCAGCUCGUCCAACACCGGCUCGCAGAGCGGCACCCUGAGCACGAGCCUGAGCAACACGACCAACACAAACAACACGAUGGGUCCUAGCAACACGCCACAGCAGACGGAGCAGCUGUCCAAAACGAACCUCUACAUUCGCGGCCUGCAACAGGGCACGACCGACAAGGACCUUGUCAACAUGUGUGCACAGUAUGGAAACAUCAUCUCUACAAAGGCAAUAUUAGAUAAAACAACAAACAAGUGUAAAGGAUACGGAUUUGUUGACUUCGAGUCGCCGUCCUGUGCCGAGGGCGCCGUCAAAGGGCUUCAAGCGAAGGGCAUCCAAGCUCAGAUGGCCAAAGUGGGUAUCUGGGUGCUACAUAGGCCGGCCAUUCAACAGGAGCAGGAUCCUACCAAUCUGUACAUCGCGAAUCUUCCCUUGAACUACAAAGAGACGGACGUGGAGAAUCUGCUGUCCAAGUACGGCCAGGUCAUCUCGACCCGAAUUCUGCGCGAUCAGAAUGCACAGUCGAAAGGUGUCGGUUUUGCGCGAAUGGAAUCACGGGACAAGUGUGAGCAGAUUAUACAGAUUUUCAACGGCACGCUGCUGCCGAACGCGAAGGAACCGCUGCUGGUGAAGUUCGCCGACGGUGGGUCGAAGAAGAAGAACCCGUUCAAGAGCCCGGACCCGAACACGCGAACCUGGCGCGAGGGAGCCGAAGGCAUCCCGGUCACCUACGAUCCGAACAUGCAGCAGAACGGCAUCGGCGUGAACGUCGGCACGCACAUCAACAUGCCGUACAGAGGGUUCAGCACGCCGCAGAUGGGCAGCUAUGCCGUGCCCGGCUCCCAGUGGGUGCCGAGCUACAUGAUGACGCAGGCGAUUGCCCCCGUUGAGGAGCAGGUAAGGCAAUACGUUCAGGUUCCUGCUUCGCACCUGAGCGUCGGCACACCGUACAAGACGGACGGUGUGACACCGGUGCAGCCCCGUGGCGUCUCGAUGAUCAUGUCCAGUGAUAAUCCAGCCGCCGUCCAGUACGGCAUGAUGCCCCAGCUGGCAACACUGCAGAUUGGCUCCUCGCCGAUCCUAUCUCUCCCGCAGCAGCAGUACAUCAGCCCGACAGCCUAUCCGUACUAUCCGACCCAUCCGACGUCGGUCAUCCACACGCUGCAGAUGGGCGACACGGAGCAGGCGAGCACGGCCGCCUCGCCGGACGAAGCGUACACCACGCAGUAUCAGCACGCACCGAAGUAGAUCUUGCCGGUGCCGCGCGUAAAGAUCACACCCACAGGAAGAGGCCAGCCAGCAGCAGCCGCCGCCGCCCUCCCGUAGCCAAGACACAACCACCACCACCACCACCAACCACUACAACCACCCAACCAUCACCAUCGCCGACUUUGAAAUGCUGAAGCACGAUCGAAAGAGAGAGAGAGAAAGAGAGAGAUAGAGAGAGAGAGGAAACGAUGAACAGUUGCCCAGCAGCCGCAACAGCAGCAACGCAACCACUCGAUCGCGUGUUUCUUUUAGGGCAGUUUAUUUGAAAAGUGCGUUUUUUUGUUUGUUAUCCUUUCUUCACACAUUGGAAGAAUCGAAAGAGCGAAGAUGAUCGCGGAGGGUCGCAAAAAUACCCCCCUUCCCCCGUGAGGGUCAUGUACACCGAUCAUGGCUAGCGACGAAGCAGGCAAGAACACCGCAUUACGUAGUAGAUGCAUCAUUUCCACGAAAUGAGAAUGACUUGACGUAGCAAGAACAAACACAUCACACACACGCGCGCGCGCGCGCUGAUGAUUGAAGGUAGUAUUAGAGCAGCAGACGUUGAUCGUAGCCGAUCAACUGCUAGGGGUAUGUGUGAAGCAUGUAUUUACCAAAUGAGACGAUGCGCCGUUCAAUCGAAAAGGGUAACAUUGGAGAAAACCGCAAUUGUCCGGGACUGAGGGUGCCACGAGAAAGAAACGCUCGAACGAAAGAGGUAAAGAGCGCUUCCGUUCCUUCACCUCUUUUGGGUUUUUUUUUAUUGCGCGCAGAAAGGUAGGCCAAAUAAAUGAAGAUACCUCAAAACACGAUGCCACGCGCAACCGGUGCGCGGUUUGAACCUGCUUACCGCAAACACCGCGCAAGCGCGCACUACGAAAACGAAAUGAAACUAAUACGAAUGAAAACAGCAGCGCCACUAAUCGCGCGACAAGACACGAACCCCCCUCGCACGAAUCCUCAUGUAAAGCAGCAAUGAGAUGGAAGUAAGAACGUGUGUCCGGUCCGGUGACAAAUCACACACGAUCAGCGACACCCGCGUAAUGACUGAAUAACAAACUCAAAACUGCGCUUGUUGUCCCUUUCCCCGAUGCUACUCACACGUGCGAAACUGUGGGCACGCUAGCGAUAUGGCGAAGUGGUGUAGUUUCGCCCCCACUUCCUGUUGAGUGGCCCGUGCCAUAAGCACGAUGAAAAAGGCUUUUGAAAUGGAACCCCUGUGCACAUGGCUACUGCUGUGCUCUCGCGAGGGACACGGUGGUGGAAGCUCAGAGCAAUGCUUGCUUGCUCUGGACUAGUUGAUUGCUGUGCGCGCAAAAAAGACUGUCAUAAUCGCACGCGCGACCGUAGAGUGCGCAACGAAACUGAAGCCACGCGAUCUUUAAACGAUCAUCCAAAGAAACAGGAACGGUUAGGCUUUGUUCUAAUGCCCAUCAUUAUCAUCGUCACCGCUCAAAAGUAGUUGGUGUAGAUUAUACACAGAUUGAUCGCUUCCGGCGGAGUAAGUGUGUGUUAUGGUUUCCCCGGGAGCUAACCACCCUCCGGAACGGAAAUGAAGAAAAAAAUCCCCAAAAUUUCCCCGCCCCCCCCCCCCCUUCCUCCCACACGAAAGCUGGAUUGGUACUGUCUGCUCUUCCCUGUGCUGUUUGUGGGAAAAAUGCGUCGCCCGAGUUUUAGUAGAGUUAAUUUUAAUUUAUUGUUUUUCUUGUUUUCCCCCCUUUAUUGCCCUUUUUCCUUUUUCUGUGUUUUCCAUUCCAAUGUGUGGAAAAUGUGUUUUUGUGUCUUUGUUAAUUAAAAAAAAAGAAUGGCGCGGUAAUACGCGCAAGAAGAGUAAACGGCGGAGCUCUGGGAUUUUUUUGUUUGUUUUGUUUUGUUUUUGGGAGGUACGGAACGAAACGUGGAGCAGGAACAGUUAGCGUAAGGUUACACACGUAUAGGGGACAGGGGAAUAUUUGAAAUUUGCGCGAGAACGGGCCGGACAGACGGAUAGCCGCGCCGGCGGGUGUGACGUUGCGAACGAAACCGGCGGCGGAAGCUGAAAGCGUAAGAAACUAGUUUAUAUUUUAGUCGCGUAGAACGAACGAUUUAAUGCAGAAGCAAAUCCCAAUGAAAGCGGGGAAUAGAGGAAGGGAGCGAAUGAGAAGAAAAAAACACACCCCUCACCACACACUCCUCGGGGCCCGUCUUUUUCUGUGCUUUUUGUGUCGUAAUGUGUGCAGGUUUGACGUGGAAGAAGUAAUUAGCAAAGGAAGGCGUGCGAAACGAGGGGGAAAACACACACACACACACUGGGCUUAUUAUUGGAUAAUGGAAGAAAAAGGCAAGAGAAGAAUGAGUAGAAAAUUUAAAGCAACACACACACACACACACACACACACACACACACACACACACACACACACACACACACACACACACAGGAAAGCUCGAAAAACCCGCCACCCGGCAGAGUAUGUGUAGAGAGUCAGUAAAUGCCGCGACACGGAUACCCGCUCGCGCUAGCUUGAUAAGGUUAGUUUUUAGUGUGUUUAGUAUGUUAAGUAGGAUUUUUCGAAGGACUCUUCCCCCCCAUCCAACUAGCCCCUCCACACCCUAGCGCUCUCCCUUAGUUUUUUUUUUCUUGCUAUUUUCAAAUCAUUUCCCACAAAAUGCACAGACUCUUCUGUUUUUGUCUGUAUUUGUGGCUUGUGUUUUGUUUGUUUUCUUUUUCCCGUUGUUUUUGCAUCUCCACUGACUGGUUGUUAGAUUUGACUUUCACGACCACAGCGUGUUAUUGUAUUUUUUAUGUAUUAUUUUAGUUGUUUUUGAUUUUUACUGUCCACACUGACGUGUGUUGAUCACGUUUUUCACAACAGUUCUUCCAUUUUAGUUUUUUUUUUCUUUUUCUGCUUCCACUUUUGUCCUUGGUGUGAUUGUGAUAGCGCUUAAUGUUGGAAGAACGCGGUACGUAAAGAACGGUGUUAAACGUUCUCUAGGAAAAGUGAAUCUAGAAUGAAUGCGCAAGCAGAUGAUCGAAACAAUGUGAGCAAAGUAAAGUGAAGCAUAGAAAAUAGAAGCAAAACUAUCCAACCCAUUUUCUCCCUUUCUCUGAAAAAACGAAAAGCUUCUGAGUGCAUUUGCCGCACGAGCGACGAACACGUGUCUCGUGUUAUUUUUUUGUGUACGAAUUCAUUUCCAAUUAGAUUCGUUAGCAAAUCGCGUUAAAUUGAGUUUUGUUUUGUUUUGUUUUUUUUUUGAUUUAUUAAAUGCACGUUAGAAAUUAGUCCACUUUUGCGUACGGAUCGGAUAGUACGAUCGUAUGCCCCUCCCCCCCGCCCCCCUUUUUCUCCCAUCUUUCGUCCCCCCUCUUCUCCCCGAUUCCUCGCUUGACGAAACAGUGAACGUUUACGAAGAUAAGUUGUGAAUGAAUUAGGAUUAUUCAAGAGAGAACACGAAAAGAUCGGGCACCGUCGCCGCCAAAACUCCACACAAACACACACACACAUACAGACAUGGUGCCGAUGUGGUGCCCCCGAACGCGGCGCCUAACGAACAUUUGCGGAUAAAUAAAUGGAACAUGAGUGUGUAGUACCGA